Molecule: messenger RNA, 1175 nt
Organism: Limulus polyphemus (Atlantic horseshoe crab)
Lineage: Eukaryota; Metazoa; Arthropoda; Merostomata; Xiphosura; Limulidae
Gene: Mrm2
Product: rRNA methyltransferase 2, mitochondrial-like
Exons: 4
Coding region: 337-1092 (251 amino acids)
Biological process (GO): RNA methylation
Cellular component (GO): mitochondrion
Molecular function (GO): rRNA (uridine-2'-O-ribose)-methyltransferase activity
Source: RefSeq, a predicted model, not a curated record
UACGACACUAUCGUCUCAUGUCUGACGAAAAAGUUAUCACUAGUGUAGGCUGUAACUGUAAACUCUAACUUGAUCAUUGACGUACAACGUCUUUGUAAAUUUAGGAAGCAUCAAAAUGGGGGGGAAAAGUUAGGCUGUUGUCACGUGCUGCUAAAACAUGGCAUAAUACAGAAAAAGUGCCUACUUUUGAUGAACAAAUAUUUAAUGAAAUAAAGAUAUGAUUAUCUGGAUAACAGGUCAUCGUAAGGAACCUUGUUUGUUUUUUGUAAAUAACAGUAGGAGGCAUGGUCUGCAUUUGAUUUUUUAGAAAACAUUUGCAAAUGAAAUGUAUGGAAAAUGUUUUCAGUUUUCAAGCUACCAGUGUGUUUAAUGACAACAACUAGGAGUUAUCAUGUCUCAUCCUUUCUCAAUAAAAUUCAACCACAAAACUUGAAAAACAAAAGUAAAAGUUCCCAGGAAUGGUUGUCAAGACAACUAAAUGACCCAUAUAUAAAGAAAGCUCGAUAUCACAACUAUAGAGCUAGAAGUGCUUUCAAACUGCUAGAAAUAAACGAAAGAUUCCAGCUACUGAAACCAGGCAUGAUGGUGGUUGAGUGUGGAGCAGCACCAGGAGCAUGGACACAGGUUUUGGUUGAAAAACUUAACCAAACUUCUCAAGGUAAACAUUUAAAAGGAAGAGUUAUAGCUCUGGACAUUAAGUCCAUGGAGCCUGUUAUGGGAGCUGAAACCAUCUCUGGUGUAGAUUGUACAGAACAUUCUACCCAAGAUAAAGUUCUGAAAAUGUUAGGAAAUCAGAAAGUUGAUAUUGUGCUCAGUGACAUGGCACCAAAUGCCACAGGAAUAAAGGAAAUGGACCAUGAACAAAUCACUUCACUGGCCUACAGUGCUCUAACGUUUUCAUUUAAUUUACUACAAGUUGAGUCAGGAGUGUUUUUAUGUAAGAUUUGGGAAGGAAAAAAUACUGAAAGAUUGGCUUCAGAUUUGAAAAAGUUUUUUAAGUUAGUUAAGCAUGUUAAACCAGCAUCAAGUCGUACAGAUUCAUCAGAAUUAUAUUUUCUGGCAAAAGGUUUUAGAGGAAUAACUGUAGUUUAACUUUUCUUAUCUGUAUUAAAAGAAAAAUAUGUUAGUUUUUUUUUCUUUCAAACAUUUCAGCAUGGUUUUUAUUUAUAAUAUGA